Messenger RNA from Microdochium trichocladiopsis, 966 nucleotides. Its product is annotated as transcription initiation factor IID, 18kD subunit-domain-containing protein. The record is from RefSeq and is a predicted model, not a curated record. Gene Ontology annotation, cellular component: SAGA complex. The coding region runs from base 1 to 966 and encodes 321 amino acids. NCBI's taxonomy places the organism in Eukaryota, Fungi, Ascomycota, Sordariomycetes, Xylariales, Microdochiaceae. Gene Ontology annotation, biological process: transcription by RNA polymerase II. Gene Ontology annotation, molecular function: protein heterodimerization activity; transcription coregulator activity. The transcript has a single exon.
AUGGGUGACUCCAACAAGCAGCACAAGUACCGGCAGGAGAUCCAGCAGAUGAUGUACGUCUCUGGCGAGACGGGGGAGCCGUCGAUCGAGACGACGGCCAUGAUUGAGGAGAUUGUGCGGCAGCAGGUGAUUGAGAUCCUGCGGCAGUGCACCGAGCUGGCCGCGCGGCGCGGGUCGCGCGUCAUCACGAUCAACGACCUCAUCUUCCAGAUCCGCGACGACGCGCCCAAGGUGUCGCGGCUCCGGACCUUCCUGUCGUGGAAGGACGUGCGCAAGAGCGCCAAGGACUCGGACGAGAAGGGCGGCGACGCGGACAUUGGCGUCGGCGACGACCCCGCGGGCGGCGUGAUGCCCGGCGGGCCGGUCGACGAGGGCGCAAAGAAGAACAAGAAGGCCAAGGUCAAGCUGCCAUGGGAGCCGUCCUCGUUCUACAACCAGGAAGUGCCAGAGCGGGACGACGAGGAGGACGAGGAGGAGGAAGAGAUGAACUUCAUCACGCUGCAGCGGCUGCGCAAGGCUGACGAGCGCACCAAGGCAAUGACCCGCGAGGAGUACGUGACGUGGUCCGAAUAUCGCCAGGCCUCAUUCACGUACCGCAAGGGCAAGCGGUUUAGGGAGUGGGCCGGCUUUGGCAUCGUGACGGACGGCAAGCCGUCGGACGACAUUGUCGACAUCCUGGGCUUCCUCACCUUCGAGAUGGUGCAGACGCUCACGGAAGAAGCGCUCAAGAUCAAGGAGCAGGAGGACCUGUGGAAGGAGCGCAGCGGCGGCGACAACAAGGAAGGGGGCAGCAAGAAGCGCAAGCUGGCUCAGGGACUGUUCGACCCGCCCAGCGAGGGCAAGACGCCGGUCGAGCCGCGGCAUAUCCAGGAGGGUUUCCGGAGGCUGCAGACGAGGCCGACCAAGUCGCGCGCCAUGCUCAACUUUACGAGGCUGCAGCAGCGGACAAACCUCAAGCUGUUCUGA